GAGAGAAUGGGCCUUGCAAACUCUAAGCAGUUUAAACAAGCCCAGAUUCUAAUGCUUGGGCUUGAUUCAGCCGGGAAAUCCACCCUCUUAUAUAAGCUGAAAUUUAAUGAUGUCUUCCAAACUUUGCCAACCAUCGGUUUCAACGUGGAGAUGCUUGAAACAGGGAAAGACAUUGCCUUAACCGUCUGGGAUGUUGGGGGCCAACACCAAAUGAGGCCUGCUUGGAGCAACUACUUGGAGAACGUGGAUAGCCUGGUCUAUGUUGUGGACAGCACAGACAACCAGCGGUUGGAAGAGUCAAAGAAAGAAUUGGAGCUUCUUUUGAGGAAUGAGAGGAUUAAGAACGUGCCUGUGGUUGUGCUAGCAAACAAACAGGAUCUUCCUGGAGCUCUAAGUGCUGAGGAAAUAACCAGGAGGCUGAACGUGAAAAAGCACUGCCACGACCGAAACUGGUACGUACAACCCUGUUGUGCAAUUACAGGUGAGGGUUUAUCAGAAGGAUUUCGGAAAGUGACGUCCUUUGCAAAAUCCUGCAUGAAAUCUAAACAAGAAGCUUUUGCUCUUUUUAAGCAAGAUUAACAUACUCUAUUCUGAUGCAAGGGAGAACAGCCAUGCAAAGCUGACUGGGACAGAAAGUCAGUCAUUGAACAGAAUAUCUGGUGCUGCUAUUCGGACUUUUCUAAGACAGAACAUAUUUAUCCCAAGCCAGUUUACUGUUUUCAGAGAUACUAUUUUGCUGCAUUUUAAUGAAUAAAUGCAAUUCCCAACUUCAUUGCUUAUGGAACUGCAUA
Messenger RNA from Podarcis raffonei (Aeolian wall lizard), 791 nucleotides. RefSeq names its product ADP ribosylation factor like GTPase 14 (gene ARL14). Gene Ontology annotation, biological process: vesicle-mediated transport; intracellular protein transport. Gene Ontology annotation, cellular component: cytoplasm. Lineage: Eukaryota; Metazoa; Chordata; Lepidosauria; Squamata; Lacertidae. The coding region runs from base 7 to 579 and encodes 190 amino acids. The record is from RefSeq and is a predicted model, not a curated record. The transcript has a single exon. Gene Ontology annotation, molecular function: GTPase activity; GTP binding.